GCGCACUGCUUAUUUCCCGCUGUCAGGAUGAGGAGGCGGAGGUCGGCGGUCGGGUCCGUCUCUGCCCGCGGCUGUGGCGGCGCCGGCGGCUCCAGCCUUAGCGGUUCCUCCCUGGGCGGCGGCGGCGGCGGCUCGGUCGACGCCUCCUCCGCCAGCUGAGCCCGCGGGAGCCCGGGACGCCGCUUCCCCGCCCAUCCCCGCUCCCCGAGGCCGGCCGCCUGGUCAUGGCGCAGCCGGGCCCGGCUUCCCAGCCUGACGUUUCUCUUCAGCAACGGGUAGCAGAAUUGGAAAAAAUUAAUGCAGAAUUUUUACGUGCACAACAGCAGCUUGAACAAGAAUUUAAUCAAAAGAGAGCAAAAUUUAAGGAGUUAUAUUUGGCUAAAGAGGAGGAUCUGAAGAGGCAAAAUGCAGUAUUACAAGCUGCACAAGAUGAUUUGGGACACCUUCGAACCCAGCUGUGGGAAGCUCAAGCAGAGAUGGAGAAUAUUAAGGCGAUUGCCACAGUCUCUGAGAACACCAAGCAAGAAGCUAUAGAUGAAGUAAAAAGACAGUGGAGAGAAGAAGUUGCUUCACUUCAGGCUGUUAUGAAAGAAACAGUUCGUGACUAUGAGCACCAGUUCCACCUUAGGCUGGAGCAGGAGCGAACACAGUGGGCACAGUAUAGAGAAUCCGCAGAGAGGGAAAUAGCUGAUUUAAGAAGAAGGCUGUCUGAAGGUCAAGAGGAGGAAAAUUUAGAAAAUGAAAUGAAAAAGGCCCAAGAGGAUGCUGAGAAACUUCGGUCCGUUGUGAUGCCAAUGGAAAAGGAAAUUGCAGCUUUGAAGGAUAAACUGACAGAGGCUGAAGACAAAAUUAAAGAGCUGGAGGCCUCAAAGGUUAAAGAACUGAAUCAUUAUCUGGAAGCUGAGAAAUCUUGUAGGACUGAUCUAGAGAUGUAUGUAGCUGUUUUGAAUACUCAGAAAUCUGUUCUACAGGAAGAUGCUGAGAAACUGCGGAAAGAAUUGCAUGAAGUUUGCCAUCUCUUGGAGCAAGAGCGACAACAACACAACCAGUUAAAACAUACGUGGCAGAAGGCCAAUGACCAGUUUCUGGAAUCUCAGCGUUUACUGAUGAGAGACAUGCAGCGAAUGGAGAUUGUGCUAACUUCAGAACAGCUCCGACAAGUUGAAGAACUGAAGAAGAAAGAUCAGGAGGAUGAUGAACAACAAAGACUCAAUAAGAGAAAGGAUCACAAAAAAACAGAUGUUGAGGAAGAAAUAAAAAUACCAGUAGUGUGUGCUUUAACUCAAGAAGAAUCUUCAGCCCAGUUAUCAAAUGAAGAGAAAACACCAUUCAAAAUAAAAAUAACUGAUAGAUCAUCCUACCCAGAGGUAACAACUAAUAUUUUGGAGCAUUUAGACAGCACCCAUGGUUCAGUUCAUUCCUUAGAUGCAGACUUAUUGUUGCCAUCUGGAGAUCCUUUCAGUAAAUCGGACAAUGACAUGUUUAAAGAUGGACUCAGGAGAGCACAGUCUACAGACAGCUUGGGAACCUCGGGCUCAUUGCAAUCCAAAGCUUUAGGCUAUAACUACAAAGCAAAAUCUGCUGGAAACCUGGACGAGUCAGAUUUUGGACCACUGGUAGGAGCAGAUUCAGUGUCUGAGAACUUUGAUACUGCAUCCCUUGGGUCACUCCAGAUGCCAAGUGGGUUUAUGUUAACCAAAGAUCAGGAAAGAGCAAUCAAGGCGAUGACACCAGAACAAGAAGAGACAGCGUCCCUCCUCUCCAGCGUUACCCAGGGCAUGGAGAGUGCCUAUGUGUCCCCUAGUGGUUAUCGUUUAGUUAGUGAAACAGAAUGGAAUCUCUUGCAGAAAGAGGUACAUAAUGCUGGAAAUAAACUUGGUAGACGUUGUGAUAUGUGUUCCAAUUACGAAAAACAGUUACAAGGAAUUCAGAUUCAGGAGGCUGAAACGAGAGACCAGGUGAAAAAACUACAGCUGAUGCUAAGGCAAGCUAAUGACCAGUUAGAGAAGACAAUGAAAGAUAAGCAGGAGCUGGAAGACUUCAUAAAGCAAAGCAGCGAAGAUUCGAGUCACCAGAUCUCUGCACUCGUCCUAAGAGCCCAGGCCUCCGAGAUCUUACUUGAAGAGUUACAGCAGGGGCUUUCCCAGGCAAAGAGGGAUGUUCAGGAACAGAUGGCGGUGCUGAUGCAGUCACGGGAACAGGUUUCAGAAGAGCUGGUGAGGUUACAGAAAGAUAAUGACAGUCUCCAGGGAAAGCACAGCCUGCAUGUGUCAUUACAGCAAGCAGAAGACUUCAUCCUCCCAGACACUACAGAGGCACUGCGGGAGUUGGUAUUAAAAUACCGUGAGGACAUCAUUAAUGUGCGGACAGCAGCAGACCACGUAGAAGAAAAGCUGAAGGCUGAGAUACUUUUCCUAAAAGAGCAGAUCCAAGCAGAACAGUGUUUAAAAGAAAAUCUUGAAGAAACUCUGCAACUAGAAAUAGAAAACUGCAAAGAGGAAAUAGCUUCUAUUUCUAGCCUAAAAGCUGAAUUAGAAAGACUAAAAGUGGAAAAAGGACAGUUGGAGUCCACAUUAAGAGAGAAGUCUCAACAGCUUGAGAGUCUUCAGGAAACAAAGAUCAGUUUGGAAGAGCAGUUAAAGAAAGAGACUGCUGCUAAGGCUACCGUUGAACAACUAAUGUUUGAAGAGAAGAACAAAGCUCAGAGAUUACAGACAGAAUUAGAUGUCAGUGAGCAAGUCCAGAGAGAUUUUGUAAAGCUUUCACAGACCCUUCAGGUGCAGUUAGAGCGGAUCCGGCAAGCUGACUCCUUGGAGAGAAUCCGGGCAAUUCUGAAUGAUACUAAACUGACAGACAUUAACCAGCUUCCUGAGACAUGACACCCUGAUGGCAGGAUUCUAGCCUGCACUUUGGGUUUUUAACUCAUCUUUAGAGCAACAGUAAUUAUUAUUUAACUCUUAACUGAAGAAAGAGAAGUCACAACAAAAGGAAGACUGGAGAAAUGCUUACUUCUAGAGGGAGAAGACUGUGCGGCACAGGAAACAGCAAACAGCGGGGUGAUCUGCAGCCCAGAGACCUUCAAAUGCGAACACUAUAAACUCCAGGCUUGAUUCCAACAGGCGUGGGAUCAGAUUUGGUGAUGGAAAAAGCGCUGUUUCCUUGCCUGCUUUCUCCAACAUAGAUUUUCGGAACACAUUUCCCUACCCUAUUCCCUACCCUAAAGCAACAUCCCAGUAGUGUUUGGAAUUUUCUGUUCAUAGAUAUUGGAAGAGAGACAUAGAUAUUGGAAGAGAGAAUUUGCUUUAUCUGUUGUCUAGAGCUCAUCAGUAACAGUAUUCAGUUAGCAGACAGAAGUGUAGUAUGCUGUAUGAAUAUUUUAUAUUAAAAUAUGAAGGUUUGAGAGCAGGCCAUUGGCUACUGACUGUAUUUCCCUUGCUCAGUACAUUUUUGUUUUCCUUUUACCAUUUUAUCUUGCUUUGGAGGACCUUAAAUGCUACUGAAACUUACCUGAGAACCAUAGGACUGUGGCAAACAAAACCAAUUCAUGAAGUGAAUUAAUGAUGAGGAUCUGAAAACUUGGCUGGGGCUAUAUAUACUGGAAGUUGAAGGUUAAAGGAAAAGCACAAGAAACUUUGGAAGCACUUUUUCUGCAUACUUAAGAUGAUCUUCAUGGGCCCACAGGUACCAGGAUAAAGCCAAACUGGUACCAUCUACUCUUUUGAAGUGUUUUAGUCUAGUUAUUGGAUCAGUGAAAAACCUUAGUAUACGUUUUUAAAUCGGCUAAUUUUUCAACUUGGAUCAUUAGGCUUACGUACUACUUGUUUCAAAUGUGUCAAAUACAAAAAUGGUAACUAGGUUGACAGAUACUUUGUAUUUUUCUUUUGAAUUCAGACCUGGAAUUAAGUGACGAUGCUUAUGGAAAGCCAGUUAGAAUUGGAAAUCUGUCUUGUCAUUUUACAAGCAUUAGAUUCCUUUCCUGUGUGAAGAAAGCCUCAGUGAAACAGGUCUUUGCCAUAACUUUAUGAAGUGCUACAGAAAGCACAAAGAAUUGAUUCAAGAAUUGAUUCAUGUUCAUCAAUACCUGCUGAGAGUACUGUCCCAGGAAUAUCCAGUGGAUGGAUUCAUCAUCCAGGAGGUUCAAAAGUAAGAUGGUUUUCAAAUCAUUUUUGAGAUUGGUUGCAUAACAGCAGGGUACCUGAAAGAGCCUUCUGGGAGUUAGUGAACUAGGUAGAUUGUUCUGUUCACAUAACACCACCAUCAACUUAAAGUGAAUUGUCUUUGUUAUAAAUGAGGUCACUGUGGACUUACCCUAAAGAUCUUCUGUACUUCUGUCUUCCAUAGGACAAAUGAUAAGUACUACAUACCUCAUCUCUUGGGUUAUUAUUGUAGUCUUGCAUUCAUGAUUAUGAAUUUAAAACUACAUACCUCAUCUCUUGGGUUAUUAUUGUAGUCUUGCAUUCAUGAUUAUGAAUUUAAAAAUAAAUACCAAUUAUGGAAAUAGUACUAAAGGCUUGCCGCGCAUGAAACAUUUUAAUUGGUUUAAAGUCCCUUUAUAAAGAGUGCUACAUGGUUUAGAUAAAGGAAACAUAUAACUAUUGAGUUACAGGGGGUUUUAUUAAUUAUAAAAUGCAAUCAAUUUAAAUUACAUAGGUUUAAGACUAGUCCCUUGGAUAAGCCCCAAGCGAAUUUGUCUUCAGAUUAUUAAAAUUAGUGCUGUAAAUCAGGGUGGGCAAUUCACAGCCUUUCUGAACUGACUGAACUAGAGCUUGCAGUGAAGUGUUCUGCUGAGACUGAGCACCUUACAGAUAUUUUUCUCCAGAAGAUGGUGCUGGAUAAUAAAAUCAUCACAAUUAGGGAAUGGUUAGUGGUCUCUACUGUGGCAAAUGCCAACUGUUGGAAUUCACUUUAUUGUAGAAAAACCCAAACUGAGACUCUUAAGUUUUGUUUAGCAAUGUGUUUCUGGUAUGAAACAAACUACUGUGUCACUGUCCAGGUAGGAAACAAUUCUUUCAACUAGGUUUUCAGCAUAAAUGGGAAGUGAUGUAGAAGGCAGGAUUUAGCCCUUCUAGGCAAAAGAAAAGCUCAGUUGGGUUUCACGAGUGUUCCUGUGCUUAUAUUCAGUCUGUGCCUACAUGUUCUCAUGCAUGUCUAACCUGAUUUACCUCUUACCUGUAACCUACCUUAUCAUGUGGCUUUUAAUUGGCAGUCACUCAGCCAUUUCUAAGCAGAUAUAGUACUACCUUUCAGAACUCACAUUGGCAAGUGUAAAAAGAUGACUUAAGGUGAAGUGACGACAAAAUCACAUUCUGCAUACUAACCUAUUUUUUUCUCCCUUUAAGGUGCUAAACUUGCACCUCAUGUCCACUCAGUAACAAGUAUCGGGACGUAGAGCACAGCCUCACUCAGCUCUGAAAGGUAAUACAGCCUGUGAGGAAGUGAGCCAGCAGUGGCCUUUGCAAUUGUGGAUCUUGAGCUCUGCUCUCAGCAGAUUUCAGGUGUAACCAUUUGUUAACUGUACUGAAGGUGUGUCCUCAAGAAGAAAGUGUUCAAAUUAAAAAAGCUGCUGCCAAGUA
Molecule: messenger RNA, 5573 nt
Organism: Gorilla gorilla gorilla (western lowland gorilla)
Lineage: Eukaryota; Metazoa; Chordata; Mammalia; Primates; Hominidae
Gene: RABEP1
Product: rabaptin, RAB GTPase binding effector protein 1
Exons: 19
Coding region: 225-2879 (884 amino acids)
Biological process (GO): endocytosis; Golgi to plasma membrane transport
Cellular component (GO): endosome; endocytic vesicle
Molecular function (GO): GTPase activator activity; growth factor activity
Source: RefSeq, a predicted model, not a curated record